Messenger RNA from Manihot esculenta (cassava), 1936 nucleotides. RefSeq names its product sulfite exporter TauE/SafE family protein 3. The record is from RefSeq and is a predicted model, not a curated record. Bases 367 to 1821 code for a protein of 484 amino acids. Gene Ontology annotation, biological process: protein ubiquitination. The transcript has 12 exons. Lineage: Eukaryota; Viridiplantae; Streptophyta; Magnoliopsida; Malpighiales; Euphorbiaceae. Gene Ontology annotation, cellular component: membrane; Cul4A-RING E3 ubiquitin ligase complex.
UCAAAGUUCACUGAGAGAGAGAGAGAGAGAGAGAGAGAGGAGUUAGUGACGUGGCACCCACCGCAUGUCAGGCGCAUUGGCACAGGAGGAGGAGGGAAUUAUGAAUCCUAGAGUUGAUAUGUGGAUUGUUAUAAAGUGAGGCUUUGUACUCGUGGCGUGUCUGAUAAUUCAGAAGUGGAUGAAUUCCGCCGAGUUCCAUUUGUAGCCAACACUUAGUGAGUGUUCAAUUUUUAACUCAAAUGAAACACAACUCUAGCUAACAAUUGGGUUGUUUUCAUUUUUGAGUCUGUUUCACUUCUGGGUUUCAUCUCAAAUUUGAAAUAAGUUGGUAUUAGUGUGAGAGAGAGGAGGGUGGAAGGAGUUUUGAUGGCUGGGUUUGGAUCACAAUGGAAUAGUUUGAGUUUGAGGUCAGUAGGAGCAAUUUUUAUCUGCUCUCUAGUUGUAGCAUCCAUGACUAUUGUAGCCGAGGCAAGAUUGAAACAGGAAGGUUCACGUGAUAAUGAGAAUGAAGAGACUGAAUCUGAUAUCUUGAUGAGAGUACUCAAGUUCUUGUGGCAAAAAGGCCAAUUGGGUUAUACACAUGUUUGGCCUGAAAUGAAAUUUGGCUGGCAAAUUGUGGUGGGUAGCGUAAUUGGAUUCUUUGGAGCAGCAUUUGGGAGCGUGGGAGGUGUUGGUGGGGGUGGUAUUUUUGUUCCCAUGCUCACCUUGAUUAUUGGGUUUGACGAAAAAUCAUCUACUGCAAUAUCAAAGUGUAUGAUUACGGGUGCAGCAGCUUCAACAGUUUACUAUAAUUUAAAGCUUAGGCAUCCGACACUUGAUUUGCCCAUAAUCGACUAUGAUUUGGCACUGUUGUUCCAACCAAUGCUGGUGCUGGGAAUCAGCAUUGGUGUUGCUUUCAAUGUGAUUUUUGCUGACUGGAUGAUCACAGUUCUUCUAAUUAUUCUUUUUUUAGGAACAUCAACGAAGGCUUUCUUCAAAGGAGUAGAAACAUGGAAAAAGGAAACUAUAAUAAAAAAGAUGGAGGCAGCUAGACAAUUGGCUCCAAAUGGUGAUGGUAGUGCAGACGUGGAAUACAAACCUCUUCCUGGAGGCCCAAGGAACGUUGCAGGAACAGAAUCUAAUGAGUCUAAAAGAGAAGAGGUUUCUGUUCUUGAGAAUGUUCAAUGGAAGGAACUUGGAAUUCUCUUUGCUGUCUGGUUGAUUAUCCUUGCAUUGGAGAUUACCAAGAAUUAUACCACCACUUGUUCAGUGGCAUAUUGGGUUUGCAAUCUAUUGCAGAUUCCAGUUGCUCUUGGAGUUUCUUCAUAUCAGGCUGUUAACUUAUACAAAGGAAAGAGGAAGAUAGCAUCGAAAGGCGAGGCGGGCACAGAUUUUAAAGUACACCAGCUGGUUCUUUAUUGUUGCUGUGGAGUACUGGCUGGAAUGGUUGGUGGGCUGCUUGGUCUUGGUGGAGGAUUCAUUUUGGGACCACUUUUUCUGGAGUUGGGAGUCCCCCCACAGGUGUCAAGUGCCACAGCCACAUUUGCCAUGACAUUUUCUGCAUCCAUGUCUGUCAUAGAGUAUUAUCUCUUGAAACGUUUUCCAGUUCCAUAUGCAUUAUACUUUGUCGCGGUGGCAACCAUUGCAGCCUUCGUAGGACAGCAUGUAGUAAGAAGGAUUAUCAGAAUAUUAGGGAGAGCAUCUAUAAUAAUCUUCAUUCUGUCAUUCACAAUAUUCGUCAGUGCAGUAUCGCUAGGUGGAGUUGGUAUAGCAAGCAUGAUAGUAAAGAUUGAAAACCAUGAAUACAUGGGAUUUGAGAACAUUUGUUCGUAUGAAGCGUAGUGUCGAUCUUCAGUUGUAUCAGUAGCUUUGGCAUUUCAAUUUUCUCAUUGUGUCACUGAAUCUUAUGAUUUUGAAUUUUUUAUCAAUAAAAAAAAACUCUUAGAAUUGAUAAACA